Molecule: messenger RNA, 963 nt
Organism: Hippocampus zosterae (dwarf seahorse)
Lineage: Eukaryota; Metazoa; Chordata; Actinopteri; Syngnathiformes; Syngnathidae
Exons: 1
Coding region: 323-958 (211 amino acids)
Source: RefSeq, a predicted model, not a curated record
GUCGGCGCUGGAGACCGCCAACCUCCUCAUCCAGCACGUCUUCCGUCUCCACGGCAUUCCGGCGGACAUCGUGUCAGAUCGGGGGCCCCAGUUUGUGUCCCGCGUCUGGAAGCGGUUCUGCCGGUCCCUCGGAGCUACGGCCAGCCUGACCUCGGGGUACCACCCUCAGUCCAAUGGACAGGCUGAGCGCGCCAACCAGGAUCUGGGGGCGGCCCUCCGCUGUGUUUGUCUCCACCGUCCGGCAUCCUGGGCCGACCACCUGCCCUGGGUGGAAUAUGCCCACAACACUCUCGUCUCCUCCGCUACAGGCAGAUCGCCGUUCAUGACAGCCUACGGUUACCAGCCACCGCUGUUCCCGUCCCAGGAGGGGCAGGUGGAGGUCCCCUCCGUGCAGCACCACCUUAAGCGGGCCCAUCACGUGUGGAGGGAGGCCCGGGCUGCGUUGUCCCGCACUGCGUCCCGGAACCGGCGGAUCGCUGAUCGUCGUCGGCGCCCGGCGCCCUCAUAUGCGGUGGGAGAGAAGGUGUGGCUGGCUGCAAGGGAUCUUCGCCUGGCCGGCUCGUCUGCCAAACUGGGGCCCCGGUUCGCUGGCCCGUUCGAGGUCGAGGCCGUCAUCAGCCCCGUCGCGGUCAGGCUCCGGCUGCCGGCCUCCAUGAAGGUCCACCCCGUGUUCCACGUCUCCCUGCUCAAGCCUGUGUCUUCCAGCGCCUUGGCGCCCCCUCCCGCUCCGCCGCCGCCCCCGCGGGUGGUCGACGGGGACCCGGUGUACACGGUUCGUGCCAUCCUGGACUCUCGGCGCAGGGGCAAGGGCUUCCAGUACCUGGUCGAUUGGGAGGGCUACGGGCCGGAGGAGCGGCAAUGGGUGCCUCGCUCCUGGAUCCUUGACCCGUCCCUUCUGCGCGACUUCCACACUGCUCAUCCGUCCAAACCGGGUAGUCCGCCGGGAGGCGUCCAUUGAGGGGG